AUGUUAAAUGCUAGAGUGGUUUUGAAUAAUCAUAAAAGAGUGUUGCCCAAUGUGACAUCCCGAGCGUCAUCCAGAUCAUUGGCAUCGGUUGGUACAUCAAGGACAUUACAACCUUUUACUCAAAAUGUCGUGAGAUCCCACAAUUAUAAGCCAUUGUUAAAUAUGGUCAAGUAUGGUUCUAGGACACCACAGGCUAGCUUCUCCACUUCCAUGUCAAGAAACAUUCAAAUGAGAAUGAACAAUCAACAAAGUGAGAAGCCUGCUUUGGAAGAAUUCGGUACUGAUUUAACCAAGCUUGCUAAAGAUGGUGCAUUAGAUCCAGUUAUUGGUCGUGAUGAAGAGAUCAAUAGAACAAUUCAAAUUUUAUCUCGAAGAACAAAGAAUAACCCUAUCUUGAUUGGCCCAGCUGGUACUGGUAAAACAGCAAUUUUGGAAGGUCUUGCUCAAAGAAUUGUUAACAAGCAAGUGCCCGAGAGUAUGAAAUCCAAGAGAAUUAUUUCUUUAGACUUAUCCAAGGUUAUGGCCGGCUCGAAGAUGAGAGGUGAUGUUGAAGAACGUUUGAACAGAUUGUUGACAGAAAUUCACAAUGAAGCGGGGAAUAUCAUCUUAUUUAUCGAUGAAAUUCAUUUGUUGAUGGGCUUGGGUAAAACAGAUGGUUCUUCGCUUGAUGUAUCCAAUUUAUUGAAGCCAGAUUUGGCUAGGGGUAAAUUACAUUGUGUCGGUGCCACCACUAUUGACGAAUAUAGAAAGUUUAUUGAAAAAGAUGUUGCUUUGGCUAGAAGAUUCCAGAAAGUCUUAAUCAAUGAACCUUCUGUCACUGACUCCAUUUCCAUCUUGAGAGGAUUAAAGGAAAAGUAUGAAGUUCAUCAUGGGGUCAAAAUCAAUGAUGAUGCGUUGGUCAGUGCCGUUAACCUCAGUUCCAGAUAUAUCACAGAUAGAUACUUACCAGAUAAGGCCAUUGACUUAAUUGAUGAAGCCUGUUCUUCUAUUAGAUUGCAACAUGAGUCGAAGCCCGAACCAAUUCAAAAAUUAGAAUAUAAGAUCAUGACUAUAAAAAUUGAAUUAGAAUCAUUGAAGAAAGAAGAGUCCACUCCAUCUAUUGAAAGCAAAAAGAACUCUUUGAACGAGUCAUUAUCUCAGUUGAAUGAAGAAUACGAGCAAUUGAUGUCCAGAUGGCAAGUGGAAAAGAGCAAUAUUGAACAAAUCAAUGCUGAGAAGAAGAAAUUGGAAAAAUUCAAGCAAGAUUUGGAAGCUUACCAAUUCAAUGGGAACUAUACUAAAGCUUCGGAAUUGAAAUAUGCCUCUAUUCCGGAAACUGAAGAAAGAAUUCAACAAUUGAACGAUGAUUACGUGAAGGCCAAUGAGGGGAAAAAUGGCGAAUCAUUGCUUAAUGACUCGAUCACUACUGAAGAAAUUGCCAAAGUUAUUUCCCGCGCCACCGGAAUCCCUAUGGAUUCUUUGUUGAAGCCUAAUAAGCAGAAGUUACUUCAUGCCGAAGAUAUUUUGAAGAAAGACAUUGUUGGUCAAGAUGAGGCUGUCAAGGUCAUUUGUGAUGCAGUUAGGUUACAAAGAGCUGGGCUCACUAAUAGCAAAAGGCCAAUUGCCAGUUUUAUGUUUUUAGGUCCAACCGGUACUGGUAAAACUCAAUUAACUAAAAAGCUUGCUAAUUUCCUCUUCAGCGAUGAAUCUGCAAUUAUCAGAUUUGACAUGUCGGAAUUCCAGGAGAAGUUUUCUAUUUCAAGAUUGAUCGGUGCCCCACCAGGGUAUGUUGGUUAUGAUGAUUUAGGUGGAAGUGGUGAAUUAACCCAACAAGUGAAAAUGAAACCAUACUCAAUUGUUUUGUUUGACGAAUUUGAAAAAGCCCAUCCAGACAUCAAUAAACUUUUGUUGCAAGUGUUGGAUGAGGGUCAAUUGACAGACUCACAUGGUAAUAAGAUUGAUUUUAAAAAUACCAUUAUUAUUUUGACAUCGAACCUUGGCCAUGAAUUUUUCCAUGAAGACACCACUGUGGAAACUAACUCAUCUGAUGAAAAUAUCCCGGUAUCAGCCACCAUAAAGAGUAAGAUUAUGGAUGUUGUGAAAUCCACCUACCCUCCAGAAUUCAUCAACAGAUUGAAUGAUUUGAUCAUUUUCAAUAAGCUAUCCAAGAAGGCAAUGCUCAGGAUUGUGGAUAUCAGAAUCAAUGAGAUUCAAAAGGAUUUGGUGGCAAAUAACAAGGACUUUCAAUUAGAUGUACAUGAUGAUGUGAAGCUGUGGAUCAUUGAAAAUGGUGGAUACGAUCCAAAUUACGGUGCCAGACCAUUGAACAGAUUCUUGUUGAAGGAGGUUUUGAAUCCAUUAUCAUUAUUGUUGAUCAAGGGUGAAAUCAAGAAUACGGAUGAAGUGGUUAAGGUCAUUGUUGAUAAGGAUACUAAUAAAAUAAAGGUGUUGCCAAAUCAUGAAGCUGAAAAGAAAGAAUGA
Molecule: messenger RNA, 2460 nt
Organism: Saccharomycopsis crataegensis
Lineage: Eukaryota; Fungi; Ascomycota; Saccharomycetes; Ascoideales; Saccharomycopsidaceae
Gene: HSP78
Product: chaperone ATPase HSP78
Exons: 1
Coding region: 1-2460 (819 amino acids)
Biological process (GO): cellular response to heat; protein refolding; protein unfolding
Cellular component (GO): cytoplasm; mitochondrial matrix
Molecular function (GO): ATP hydrolysis activity; ATP binding
Source: RefSeq, a predicted model, not a curated record